This is a messenger RNA of Gastrolobium bilobum, 680 nucleotides long. RefSeq lists its product as uncharacterized. The record is from RefSeq and is a predicted model, not a curated record. The transcript has 4 exons. NCBI's taxonomy places the organism in Eukaryota, Viridiplantae, Streptophyta, Magnoliopsida, Fabales, Fabaceae. Bases 1 to 495 code for a protein of 164 amino acids.
AUGAGUAAAGCUUUGAGCUUUGCAUUUGAGAGUAUCUCUGGAGAGAAUUUGAGUGAAACAUCUAUGGAGAAGUUUGAUUAUCAUCAUUGUUGGAACUUUACUGAAGGCUCAGCCUCGACCUCAACCACCCACGAUGAGUUAUUACAACCAGCAACAGCCACCGGUCGGAGUUCCACCCCCGCAGGGUUAUCCGCCGGAGGGCUACGGAAAGGAGGGAUAUCCUCCGCCGGGGUAUCCGCCGCCGGGAUAUCCACCACAGCCAGGAUAUCCUCCGCCACCGUACCCAGCGCAGGGGUAUCCGCCGCCCUACGCACCUCAGUACGCUCAGCCUCCGCCUCAUCAACACAAUUCAUCGGGUCCUGGUUGCUUGGAAGGCUGUUUGGCUGCUCUCUGCUGCUGCUGCCUGUUGGAUGCGUGCUUCUGAGAAGACAUUACACUCGCACAAAUCGGAUUGAAGUGUGUUUUAGAAUUCAGCUCUAUGAAAAUUGUUUCUAGUUCUUCUUCCCCUCCUCCUCCCUCUGUUGACUGUUUAUUUUUAUAAAUGUUAAAUAAUAUGAACUAUUGCUUCCGAAGGUCAAACUGCCUCGUUCAUGUUAACGACGAGUUUAGAACUUCCUAUGGUCCGCUUCCACCACACUCCGUUAUUGAAGCAUAAAUAAUGAGCGGCUGAAAUAAAACAC